AUGUGUUUGUGUGUAUUUGAAAACCUGCUUUUCUGGUUCCUAAUGGAAGUAGAGGUCUGCUCUAGGACACACACAGUCGGAGGCUGUGUCUGCUUUUUAAACCGUUCUGUAUUACUGAAAUGAUUGUGUCAACAGUUGGCUAAGAUGAUUGACUUAGGGAGUAUGCUUCUGAAGAAGUCCAGCACUAAGGAUUGCAUGAUCAUUCAAACAGCUCUUUGAAGAAGUCAUAAUUUUUAUAUAUCAAGUAAUUCUUUAUUCUUCUUUUAAAAAUAGUCAGGGGUGUCCUUUGCCCCAAAUUAACUGCCUAUAAAUAGGAGUUUGCAUUGUUUAGGAUUUUAGACUUUCUAGAAUGUUUUUUACCAACAAUAUUUACCCACAACAAGUAUAUUAUGUGCCUUUUAUAUUCCUGUUUAGUAGAAGAGAAAGCCAGAAAGCAUGCUAAGUAUAUGGUCAAAACCACAAGCUAAUUAUUGACAGGAGCAACUAAACUGGAGGGAGCCUCCUGAAGCUCAGGCCUGCCAAGUACAGCAGAGUUCUAGUUCACCUCUGUGUUAAGUCAUGGUGUGUCAGGUGUUUCUUGCAGUUCCAAGUUUAACUUUGCCACAUUGCUUGGCUUUGUUACCUCAAGUAACUUGCAUCAAGGAGGGUCUUUUAGAGACAGGGGAACGUCUAUGAUGCCUACAAGUGCGCAGCGUACCUGCGCAGGGCAGAGGUGAACACACUCAGCCUGCCAUUCCCUCUGAAUAGGAAGGAGUGGGGAUGAUUUGAUUCCUAGGUGCAGGGCGGUGCUGCACACAGUCUGAUGCAAUUGUUGGAUUCUGAAAACACUGUUCACAUCCAGACUGGGCAUGUGAAAAUUACACGACCUCCGUUUCUUAAGACGUCAUAGCUGUGGAGUAGUAGAACAAGCCUGGACAUUGACGUGGGAGAACUGGAUCCCUUCCUCUGUACAGUCUUUGCUCUCUUGUGGGAGUGGUUUGCGUUCAGCUGUUAGUUUUAACUCUUUCAUGGACCAUGCUUAUUCUGCUGUACUUCAGCCCCCUCUGUAAGGUGUCCCAGCCUCACUGCUGUGUAACCAGAGGCGUGGUAGCUGCAGCUGUUGGGAUCCUAAUCCUUCUGCAUGGCCCCGUUGCCAGUGUGUACAGUAGUAAACUGUGCUUUGAUGCAAACCUUCAGCCUCUACCAGAGGGCUCAGCAACAAAACCGAAGUUAACUGCUGUCUUCUAGGCAAGCAAAAGAUGUGAUGCCUCUUCUGUGGCAGCUGUGUUCGUCUCUGUUUUCAAGAAAUGAUCAAGAGAACACCAAUAUAUAGCCAUCCGUAGAUUGAUCACUUGAUGGAGCCAGAAGUUCAAGAAGAACCCAGAGAAGACUACAAUGACAAGCAGGUGGUCUCAGAGAUCAUGGCGAGAUGUUUUAUACCAACUCUGGUAACAAGCAUUUCCUGGGAAGCCUUUCAUUUCGUCGGUCAUGAGAUUCGUAUUACUGAAGCCAUGGACUGUUACGGUGCUGUUGUUUGGCCCUCGGCACUCGUUUUAUGCUAUUUCCUGGAAACAAAUGCAAAGCAGUAUAAUAUGGUUGACAAAAAUGUGAUUGAAAUUGGAGCUGGAACAGGGCUGGUUUCCAUUGUGGCAAGUUUACUUGGUGCUCGUGUGACUGCAACAGACUUGCCUGAAUUACUUGGAAACCUGCAGUAUAAUAUUUCCCGAAAUACCAAAAUGAAAUGCAAGCAUUUGCCUCAGGUUAAGGAACUCUCCUGGGGAGUAGCUUUAGACAGAAACUUCCCCAGGGCCACCAAUAGCUUUGAUUAUGUCCUGGCAGCGGAUGUUGUCUAUGCCCACCCCUUCCUGGAAGAACUCCUCCUUACCUUUGACCAUCUGUGCAAAGAGACGACCAUCGUCCUCUGGGCCAUGAAGUUCAGUCUGUUACCCACAUGAAGUCAUUUAAACCUCACAACCAUUCUGAGAAGGACCAUAAUAUCAUUAUCCCUAAUUCUCAGAUAAAGAAAGAAGGUUGAGAGACCCCAGGCUGCAUGUCCAUGGAGCACGGUGCUAGCUCAUUCAAGCCCAGCUCUGUUUGAGCCGGGAGCCUGUGUUCCUAAUCUCGGCACUGUCUUUAUGUAUUUAAAACAGCAAUUUCCAAACUUUUUAAACAACCAAAGUCAUUUAUUUGGAAGGAAAUGUGUACCCAGAAGGAUAAGACAAUAUUUUAGGAAAAGAAAGAACUGUUCCUGCUUGAAACUGUUCUCUUGCUCCCUGGCCCACGGGUCAGCGUAGGCUUCUGUAGGAGGUGCCACCUGAGGAGCACAGGAAGGAAGGAGGGCAGUGUGUUGAAGGGAGAGGGAGCAGCCUGCCGGGGCCUGAUGGCAGAAGCUGCCAUCCUCCAGGGAACCUCUGAGGCUGGGCUUGAUGAGCAAGCACAGGAGACCCACGAGCCCUGAAGCUGGAGGGGUGCCAGCGGACCCCAACCAGGGAGGCCCUUCGUUGUGGGCUGAGUUCUCCACAGACGGACUUGAAGAGGGAAGGUAGUGUGCAGGUCACUUGUCAGACUGUGCUGUUGGGCUGAAGUCUGAUGGAAAGGAGCAGAAGGAAGUAGGACAGAGGAGUGCUGGACCUCAAGUGGCCUUCUGGGAUAGUCCCGACUGGGACAAGAUGUCCAGGCCUUGAGAACCUUAUGUGAAUCAGUCAUGGAUAUGUUGUCCCUGGAAGACUCUGUGACCUUGGGUGAGGCCACUCUUCAGCUGAAGCUUUUCCUGAAGAUGGUGACAGCUGUGGACUGUCUGCCAAUAGCACUUACAGCAGCUGGGUAAUAAGUCAUUCUGAAGAGGAUCUGGGCAGCAUGUCACAGUGUCCACUACAAACUUUUAGGUCACUGGUCACUGAAAGAACUUUGACUUUUUCUCUGGCUACAUGGAAAAUGACUGGAUGGUUUUGAGUAGAAUAGUAAAUAAUGUUAUUUUGUGUAAGGACCACUGUUAGCUUUCCAUUUCUGUGACAAAAUACCUGAGCUUAAUGAAUUUAAAGAAGGAAAGGUUUAUUUUGGCUCAUGGUUUCAGAGAUUUUAAACUGUGGUCACUUGGCUCCAUGACUUUGGGCCUGAGGCCAGACCUCACGGUGGAGAAUGCAUGCCGAAACAAAGCUGUUCACUUCACGAUGGCUGUGAACUAGAGAGAGAGAGAGAAAGGGGCCAGGGUUCCAGUAUCCCCUUCAGGGGUAUGCCUCCAGUGACCUUCUUCCUCUAACGAGGUUCUAUCUUCAAAAGUUUCCUUUAUCUCCCAAUAUGCCAGUAAGUUAUGAAUCCAUCCAUGGGCUAAUCCACUGCUGAGGCCAGAGCCCUCAUGAUCAGUCAGACUCUCAAAGGCCCCACCUCUGAACAUUGCUGCAUUGGGGACCAAGCCUUCAACACUGGAGCUUCGGGUGGUGGGGGGGCAGUGAAGAUCCAAACCACAGCAGCCACUCUGGCUGAUGUUUUGGGACUGGAAUGCAGGGACUAAAGACCAGCUGGGAGGCUUGGGCAGUCAGCCAGACAGGGUGGCAGCUGGCGGCAGGGAAUCUGCUUGGGGGUGAAAAGUGGUCAUUUCUAGAUGCAUUUGGAAGCUGGAACCAGCAGGGCUUCCUUCCCAAGAGUGUGGAGUGUGAGGGAGACAGUCAGGCUGACUGACGUGCUCUGUCUGAGCCACUGAACAUAGGUGGAGAGUCCUCAGCUGAGGGGUGGUUUGGGAAGCUCCUUCAGGGAGUCAGAGAGAGUAAAAUGAGGACUGAGCCCUGAGGUUGGACGCAGGAAGAGAUCAGACGUAGGGGUAUUCUGGGUUUUUGUUUUGUUUUAUUUUGAGAUUCUGCUCCCUCCACAGUUGUAUUAGUAUCCAUUGACUCUGAAAAAUGUGAUUCAUUCAUUUAUUUAUCUAUUCAUGCAUAUAUAUACACACAUACACCAGGGAUUGAACCCACGCUGGUUUAGAACUGCCCAGCAGAGUUCCCGGGUUCCUCACGGUGUCUCAGAGUCAUUGGGGCCUGAGGGCUGUGGAUGCCUCAGUGGGGAUCUGGGUACCAAGGGAGCAAAAUGUCUGUUGGGAUAUCACUGAGGAGUAUUUUUAGAUAGACUAGACAAAGUGUCCUUAUAAAGACGGGUUGAGGACUAAACUAAGAACGCGGUCUUUCCGAGUUCCUCUUUCUCUGCUUCGGUCUGUCAGGCGCACAUCAGAUCCACAGUCUCGUUCUGUUGGUAGCUCUCUCCUGCAGACGUGGGCACCACCCCACACUGUGCCAUCUCACUUCCUUCAUUCUGAGAAUGUGUCCACUUUUAUUUUUGCUGCAGUUUCUCCAUACUUUUCAAGUUAAUUUUAUAAUAAUUCAAUUUUCGAAGAUAAAAUUUGAAUAGGCUUUUUCUAUCUUACAACUUCUUUUUUUUAUGACUAGCAAUUGAUUUGUUAACUUCAAUCUGGAGAAAUUCUAUUGUGAGUUUUUGCCCCUUUGUUUCUGGCUUUUUGAGAAGUUGGACGAUGUUAUUAAAAUCCUUGUUCUAAUUCUUGCAGUAACUUUCUGGAUUUUCAAUAGAAUGUUCAUACUGAUAGUCAAGGUUGUAAGAGAGGUUAAAUCAAAAUAUUUAUUGCUCCACAGAAGACAAACCAACCUGUAGGAGACUCUCUGCAGUUUAAGAUGUCACACAGAUAACCAUGAGAGUUUUGUGCCUCAGACUGUGUCAACUGACUUCAGGAUAUUAAGGGUUGCAUUAAUAUCCUUAGAAUUUAAUGAUAUGUCUUCUUUCAUUUGAAACUAUU
Sciurus carolinensis (gray squirrel) is the source of this 4774-nucleotide messenger RNA. Its product is annotated as putative methyltransferase-like protein 21E. The record is from RefSeq and is a predicted model, not a curated record. NCBI's taxonomy places the organism in Eukaryota, Metazoa, Chordata, Mammalia, Rodentia, Sciuridae. Bases 1335 to 1934 code for a protein of 199 amino acids. Gene Ontology annotation, cellular component: cytosol; cytoplasm. Gene Ontology annotation, molecular function: protein-lysine N-methyltransferase activity. The transcript is spliced from 7 exons. Gene Ontology annotation, biological process: peptidyl-lysine methylation.